Adineta steineri is the source of this 609-nucleotide messenger RNA. The record is from the annotation of a GenBank genome assembly. Lineage: Eukaryota; Metazoa; Rotifera; Eurotatoria; Adinetida; Adinetidae.
AUGUCAGAUAUUUUAUUAUUUCGUUCCAAUCAUCCAAACAUUCAAUCAAAGUUUAUUAAUCAACUAGAACGAGAAUUUUCUCAUAUUGUACAAUUAUUAUAUACAACAAAUGUACCAAAUGCUUUACUUGAACGUGAAGUAUUACCUUAUAUAGCUAAAAAUAUUCUUUUUAAAGAUCCUUGUCAAGAAGCAAAUGGUAAAGAACUCUAUCGAGUUGGUAUGAAAGGUUUUCAUAAUCUAUUUCAUUUUACAUUUGAUACAUUACAAUUAAAUAUUAAAUUAAAUGAUGAUGGUAAAACAGGUCGUUGUAUUGUCGAUGGUAUUAUGAAUGUCAAGCAAUUUUCAUGGAUCUAUACAUAUCCAUUACGUUCAAUAUUGAUAUUUGAAUUUCGUUUAUUGAAUAAUCAAAGUAUUGAUGAACCACAAUUUGAAAUAUUUCGACAUGAAGAAAUGUGGUCAUUUUCUGAUAUGAUCGAUGGUAUACCUGGUAUUGGAUGGUUCUAUAAAAAUAUCUUUCGUUGGGGAUUUGGUUAUUUAUUUGUUGGUAUUUCAGCUUUAAGCUGUUUUUUACAUGAUAGUCUCAUACAAUCAACAAAGAAAAAAGAAUAA